This is a messenger RNA of Apodemus sylvaticus (European woodmouse), 4546 nucleotides long. It is a transcript of the gene Ocln, whose product is annotated as occludin. The record is from RefSeq and is a predicted model, not a curated record. Gene Ontology annotation, biological process: bicellular tight junction assembly. Lineage: Eukaryota; Metazoa; Chordata; Mammalia; Rodentia; Muridae. Gene Ontology annotation, cellular component: cytoplasmic vesicle; bicellular tight junction; apical plasma membrane.
CCUUCUCCGCCGCUCCCUCCCCCUCCCAUCGGAGUUUCAGGUGAAUGGGUCACGGAGGGAGGAGGCGGGCCACGCCACACCUCGUCGCUAGUGCCCACCUCCGGGUCCCUCUUUCCUUAGGCGACAGCGGUGGAGUUGCGGGAGAGCGGACCAGCGCAAGGAGCAACAGGCUAGGGGCGCAGCAGGUCCGCUUAUCUUGGGAGCCUUUUCGUCUUGCUCAUCAUAAAGAGCAGGUGACCCAUGACAUCAGCCAUGUCUGUGAGGCCUUUUGAGAGUCCACCUCCUUACAGACCUGAUGAAUUCAAACCCAAUCAUUACGCACCAAGCAAUGACAUGUAUGGUGGAGAGAUGCACGUCCGACCGAUGCUCUCUCAGCCGGCGUACUCUUUUUACCCAGAAGAUGAAAUUCUUCACUUCUACAAAUGGACGUCGCCUCCGGGAGUGAUUCGGAUCCUGUCUAUGCUCAUUAUUGUGAUGUGCAUCGCCAUAUUUGCCUGUGUGGCUUCCACGCUGGCUUGGGACAGAAGCUAUGGGACAGGCCUCUUUGGAGGAAGCCUAAGCUACCCUUACGGAAGUGGCUUUGGGAGCUAUGGUGGUGCCUACGGUUAUGGCUACGGUUAUGGCUAUGGAGCGUAUACAGACCCAAGAGCAGCAAAAGGCUUCCUGCUGGCCAUGGCAGCCUUUUGCUUCAUCGCUUCCUUGGUAAUAUUUGUUACCAGCGUUAUAAGGUCUGGCAUGUCCAGAACGAGAAGGUAUUACUUGAUUGUGAUCAUAGUCAGCGCUGUCCUGGGUAUCAUGGUGUUCAUCGCCACAAUCGUGUACAUAAUGGGAGUGAACCCAACUGCCCAGGCUUCUGGGUCUUACGGCUCACCGCUGUAUACCAUCUGCAGCCAGUUUUAUGCUCCUGGAGGCACCAGUCUCUACGUGGAUCAGUAUUUGUAUCACUACUGCGUGGUGGAUCCUCAGGAGGCUAUAGCCAUUGUCCUGGGGUUCAUGAUCAUCGUGGCUUUUGCUUUAAUCAUCUUUUUUGCUGUGAAAACCCGAAGAAAGAUGGACCGGUAUGAUAAGUCCAAUAUUUUAUGGGAUAAGGAACACAUUUAUGAUGAGCAGCCCCCCAAUGUGGAAGAGUGGGUUAAAAAUGUGUCUGCAGGCACGCAGGACAUGCCUCCACCCCCAUCUGACUAUGCAGAAAGAGUUGACAGUCCGAUGGCCUACUCCUCCAACGGCAAAGUGAAUGGCAAGCGGUCAUACCCAGACUCUUUCUAUAAGUCAACGCCUCUGGUACCUGAAGUGGCCCAGGAGCUUCCCCUGACCUCGUCUGUGGAUGACUUCAGGCAGCCCCAGUACAGCAGCAAUGGUAACCUAGAGACCCCUUCGAAAAGGGCUCCCACGAAGGGGAAAGCAGGGAAGUCCAAGAGGGCAGACCCAGACCACUAUGAAACAGACUACACGACGGGUGGCGAGUCCUGCGAUGAGCUGGAGGAGGACUGGGUCAGGGAAUAUCCACCUAUCACUUCAGAUCAACAACGACAACUCUACAAGAGAAAUUUUGAUGCAGGUCUACAGGAGUAUAAGAGUUUACAGGCAGAACUGGACGAGGUCAGUAAAGAGCUCUCUCGUCUAGAUAAAGAACUGGAUGACUACAGAGAGGAGAGUGAAGAGUACAUGGCUGCUGCGGAUGAAUAUAAUAGACUAAAGGAAGUUAAGGGAUCUGCAGAUUAUAAAAGUAAGAAGAAUUACUGCAAGCAGUUGAAGAGCAAAUUAUCGCACAUCAAGAGAAUGGUGGGAGACUACGACAGGCGGAAACCUUAGACAGAUGCCAUUGCUGGAGACACGAGAGGUGCAUCUCUGUGUGAAGUCUCUGCAGUUCUCUCCAGAGGCUGACUGACUCUGGACUCUAAUCUGGGAAGUUAAAACUUUGUGAUCAUUACAAAGCCUUCAUAGCUUUAAUGCCAUUAGUUUCAUACCUCCAGUAUUGACGCAUUUUAUAAAUGGCUUUUGAUAAUUGACUGGGCCAAGCACUCUGAUUAUGAAUUUACAGCUUCGACACUGAUUCUUGUAUUAAGAAUGAAAUGUUGUUUGAGGUUUUAAAUGUCAAGAAAGGUCCUGGCUGUGAACUGUGAUGUGAACAUUCACUCGACAGACAGUGUGCUCCUCCAGGUAGACUGUCCUAAUUAAUCUUCGCAGCAGCCCUCAGGUGACUGUUAUUUAUAAUCAGGCUGUUUUUGGUUUUUCAGUCAGGGCUUCUCUGUGUAGCCCUGACUGACCGAGAACUUACUUUGUAGAUCAGGUUGUCCUUGAACUCCCCGAGUUCCUCAGAGUGCUGGGUGUAGGGAUUAAAGGUGUGUACCUCAUCACUUUUCCUGUAAGGAAAUCAGGUCCCUGCAGCGACAUCUCUAAAAUGAAACUGCUUACUUCACAAAGGCAGUUUUGGCUAAGUCUGUUUUAUGACUGCAAAUUACAGCAUUCAUGCCUUUCGUAUUUACAAUAACUUCUAUCGCCCACCUUCCCUACUGCUGUUUUUUCUUAUAUUGACUUUAACAAAUGAAUAGGAUUUUUUUGGCUUUACAUUUUCCUAACAUUUAACAUCAGGUAAAAUUAACAAAUAUGUAAAAUUUAAGAAUUGUAAAUAUAUAUUUACAUUUGAAAGAUGAUUUUAAAUCUGGGGUUAAAGUGCUUUUUAUCUUUUAUAGUGUACAUGCUAUUUUUUGAUAACCCACUAGACCUUUGCAUUGUAUCAGGUUAUCCAAUUACAUUUACAGUUAUGACUUGAAUUGUAUCUCACAGGAAUGCUCAAGUUUUGUACAUAUUUUAUAAGGUAUUAAACCUAAUGUUCUCUUUCUACUAUGGCCUGUUUGAUGUCAUUAGUACUGAAUAUUCAGUUGGGCAGAGCUCUCCUAGAGUUUUGGGGUGUGAACUAUAGUGGGUGCUCUGCUAGCAGACGAUUUCCCAGUCAUUGGACAGUGAACAAACUAUGUCUAGACAUGGGAUGAUGGUCACAGAACAGCACAAUACUUAAACAGUGUCUGUAAAACCCCAUGCUGUUCUUUAAAAAUUAAAAUUUUUGUUAGUAGCGUAAAAUUAGUUGAUACUACUUGAUAAGCUAACUUGACAUCCAGCCCAGUUUGGCUUGUUUUAGCUAAAAUGUUUUAUAAACCGUUCAGACAUUGAAGUGCAUGUUUUUGUUUAUAUGAUUUUGAAUUAUUUUCUUUUUCCUUUUUCUUUUUUUUUUCUGAGACAGGGUUUUGAAUUAUUUUCUAAUGAUAAAAAUUUAAAUACUGUUUUUGUGUAAGGCUGGUUCAAUUCUUUUUCAAAUUGCAGAAAACUUUUAUUUUUCUAUAUGCUUAUAUAUAGUGCACAAAGUAUUUUCAUACCUUUUGGAUUGACACCAAGUAGAAAAGGCUGGAGCACGGGCUGUCUGGAGCACGGACUGUCUGGAGCACGGACUGUCUGGAGCACGGACUGUCUGGAGCACAGGCUCCUUGGAGCAUGGACUGUCUGGAGUACGGACUGUCUGGAGCAUGGGCUGUCUGGAGCAUAGACUGUCUGGAGCCCUGGCUGUCUGGAGCAUGGACUGUCUGGAGCACGGACUGUCUGGAGCAUGGACUGUCUGGAGCAUGGACUGUCUGGAGCCCUGGCUGUCUGGAGCAUGGACUGUCUGGAGCAUAGACUGUCUGGAGCCCUGGCUGUCUGGAGCAUGGACUGUGUGGAGCACGGACUGUCUGGAGCCCUGGCUGACUGGAGCACAGGCUGUCUGGAGCACAGGCUGUCUGGAGCACAGGCUGUCUGGAGCACAGGCUGUCUGGAGCACAGGCUGUCUGGAGCACAGGCUGUCUGGAGCUCUCCUUCACUGCCCUGUUACGUUACUUAACUCUUCACUCUUGGAAAUCAUUGUUCUUUUGCAUGAUUUUGUUUUGAUUUAGCCAGGGUUUCCCAAGAUAGCCCAAGCUGGCCUUGAACUAACUACUUCAAGCUGGCUUCAAAUCUGCAAUCCUCCUACUUCCACUCCCCAGGUGGCAGGUAGAUUAGAGGUUCUCCUCCAGGCUUGGCUCCUACUUAGUUUAUGAAGCCAAUUUGCUGGCGUCCUCACAAAACAGGUCUGUUUUGUUUUGAAGAAAAGGAAGAGGCAGGAAUUGUAAAACUGUGCCAUAAAAUUAGACGUUGGAAGAAUAAAAGAAAUAAUUCUUUUCCCACGUGGUGCUACCACUGUGGGCCUGAAGCCAGCACCAGGGUGUGUCCAUCGGUCUGUUUAGGCAGUUUCUUAAAGUAAAAUAAUGGCUAGAUUAUACUUUAGAGGUGUUUUACAUUCUGACCCAUGGUUUUUGGUUUUCAUACCUGCUUUUUGCUAGUAAAACUAUUCUGGGCAAUAGUUACGUGAAAACAUAACCCUUCUGAUGAAGUUUCCUGCAUUAAAUAAAAUGAUGGGUGUGUGUGCACGCGUGCCCGCACAUGUGUUCAUGUUUUAAGUAGGUAAGAUCAAUGUUUUCCAUUUUGAAAAGCUGAAAACAUUAGAAUAAACAUACAUGAACUAACCCCUCCUCCAGGA